Messenger RNA from Oppiella nova, 1131 nucleotides. Lineage: Eukaryota; Metazoa; Arthropoda; Arachnida; Sarcoptiformes; Oppiidae. The record is from the annotation of a GenBank genome assembly.
AUGGAUCAACAGCUGGUCCGGCGCCCAAUGAAGUGGUUAGCGUUGAGCUGUUUCCCAGAGAUAACGCAAAAACACAUCAAACAUCUCAAUACGAAAUCGUCAAUAAUAUUAACCCAUCGCUUGUUAUCCGAAGAGGAGAUCCCUUUUAUAUCGCACUUCGACUUAACGGACAGUACGACCAAAGUAGAGACAAAAUUAGACUUGAAUUCAUGUUUGUUUACCGAAGAGGAGAUCCCUUUUAUAUCGCACUUCGACUUAACGGACAGUGCGCGUCCGCAGAUAGGAAAGGGAACUCUCAUAUAUCUACCCAUUUCUAACAAUAAAGACUUUACCAAAGACUCGACCAAAUGGGACGCCCGCACCCAUCACAUCGAGGGCAACCAAUUGACAGUUCACGUGCACAUCCCGGCCAAUGUGGCCGUUGGCAUCUGGCGGUUACGGGUCAGCACCAAACAGCAGGGAUCCAGAAAUAUCAGAUCCUUUGAAGUCAAGGAAAACAUUUAUGUUCUCUUNUGGCAUCUGGCGGUUACGGACGACGGCGUAUUUCUGCCGGAUGACGCCAAACGACGGGAGUAUGUGCUCAAUGAUAUCGGAAAAAUAUAUAUCGGAUCCCAUUCCAAGCCUAAGGGUAGACAAUGGGUUUAUGGACAGUUCGCAGAUUCAGUACUUCCGGCCGUAAUGUUUAUGAUGGAUAAGACACGACUGGACUACACGGCUCGGGCUAAUCCGGUCAAAGUGGUCCGAUCUGUGGCCGCGAUGGUCAACAGUCACGACGACAACGGCCUACUGGUGGGCAACUGGUCGGGCAAUUACAACGAUGGCAACGCUCCCUGGCAGUGGACGGGCAGUGCGCCCAUCUUCGAGCAGUACUUGCGCACCAACGGCGAGCCCAUAAAGUUUGGUCAGUGUUGGGUGUUUGCCGGCUCGACCACCACCAUGAGCCGGGCACUGGGCAUACCGGCCCGCACUAUCACCAACUUUGUGUCGGCCCACGACACUGACGACAGCCUCACUGUCGACAAGUUUUUCACUCGUGAAGGCGAACCCAUAUCUGAUGUGAACUCCGACUCGAUUUGGAAUUUUCACGUUUGGACUGAUGUUUGGAUGUCGAGGUAUGAGUGCUUUGCCACC